AUGAAAUUCUUUCUACCUACUACAAUUCCCGGUUUUUUUUUAAUUAUCGGCUUGUCAUUUGUCUCCUCGUACGUACUCAGUCCACGUAAUGAAGAAAAUUUUGAAUGGGGAUAUCUUGGUUCGAACGGUCCUGCUUAUUGGUACCAACUUAAUGAAACCUAUGAAACCUGUAAAGGCAUUAAGCAGCAAACUCCUAUAGAUCUUAAAGUUGAAGAUUUUACCAAUUCUACUAAAAUUGAGUUAAACGUAACCAAACCAACCGAUUUAAUUCUCUUAAAUAAUGGUUAUACUUAUCAAAUUCAACGUUCUGAGGGUACUAUUGAGAAACCAGCAUUAUAUGAAGAUGCAACAUUGAAAGUUGAUGGUGAAACAUAUUAUCUUUAUCAGUAUCAUUUCCAUAUGCCAUCAGAGCAUCAUAUUGAAGGCAGAGAUUUAUUAUUGGAAGGACAUUGGGUUUUCAAAACCUCUUCUGAGCAAGAUGCAAAAGUGGCCGUUCUAGGGGUUUUUUUUGACCUUGGUGAACGUGAUGAGCCUGGUUUGGAACCUAUUGUAGAGAUAAUUGAUAAGCAACCGGUAGAAGUCAAUGAUCAUGUUAAUAUAACAAUAUCAUUAAGCGAACAAAUAUUUAAAAGGGUUAAAACUGUUUAUAGUUAUAUCGGCAGUUUUUCCAUACCACCAUGUACUGAAGGUAUUCGUUGGUUUGUUUCUUCAGAUGUACAAAGUAUUAGUCCACCACAAUUUAAAUCCUUAAAGUAUGUAUUAAAAUACAACUCUCGAUUUACACAAAAACGCCUUGAUUGUGGUGAACCAACGUCACACGAUCCGUGGAAGCCCAAUAUCGAUUAG
Molecule: messenger RNA, 846 nt
Organism: Cetraspora pellucida
Lineage: Eukaryota; Fungi; Glomeromycota; Glomeromycetes; Diversisporales; Gigasporaceae
Source: the annotation of a GenBank genome assembly